UCAAAUGCGUUAAUUUUUCCCCUUCCACCAUCUUACCGAUAGAAAAUCCCUAACAACCUCCCCUUCCACUGUGUUUCCAAUCUGAAAUCCCAUGAAACUCCUCUUCCACCGUUCCACCAUUAUAAUUCUCUGCAUCUCUUCAAUUCAAAGCGACACGAUCAUGUCGAUGCGGUGAAAACGCUAGAUUCGGAGGAAACAAAGCGAUCUACAACUCUGAUUGUUAAUGGAAGCAAGCGACGGCGGCUACGGUUUACACUGAUGUUUGAAGUUUGUAAUGCAACCAUAAGAGAAUGGAAGUCUGUGGCAGUUGUUCAGAUGCUGGAAAAGCAAAUGGGUCCUGAAUCGUUCCGUAGAAUUUUGCAAACUAUAGUUACUCGGGUUCAAGAUAAAGUACGCUCAGUGAAAACACUUAGUACUAAGGAGUUUCAACAUUUUGCUAAUAAGGGAGAACUUGUUUCUGAUGACUUGGUUGUUGGCAUUAUUGAAGAAGCAAUUAAGAAACCAUCAUGUCAGAGAGCUUUCAUUCUUGAUGGUUUUCCAAGAACUGUGGUCCAAGCACAUAAGGUUAUUGAUUACUACUUAAAGAAGGGCAUUGUUGCUAGUCUCCAUGCUGAAAAGCCUCCCAAAGAGGUGACUGUUGAGGUCGAAAAAGUGCUCUCUCAAUAGAGUUGGACCCUCGGGAUCGAACUGUUGUUGAUUUUUUAGGAACUUAGUCUCCAAAUUAUUUAGGAUCUUGCUCAGAUGUCUUCUGGCUUGCUGCACUGGUCCAAUCAAUUGGCGAGUUUGAGUUUGGGCAACAGAUUUCCUGAUCACAGCUCCUAAGUAUCUAUCUAAUAUUUGAUCCAAACAACAACUAUUGAAUUUAAAGUGUUGCGACUUGGAGAGUAUUCUUCUAUUUUCAUCACUCCUCAAGCGCAUUUUAGCGGCAGCUGGUUGUUGGAUUGAAAAGUAUAAACACGGUUUAUUACAUGGCACCUUAUGCAACCAUGAUCUUGGUGCUUCCUGCCACAUUACUUGAAGGCAAUGGAGUUCUGGAAUGGCUUAAUACCCAUCCAUAUCCUUGGUUGGCCCUCAUCAUUAUUUUCAGUUCUGGGGUGUUGGCUUUCUGUCUUAACUUCUCCAUUUUUUACGUGAUCCACUCCACCACACUGCUGUAACAUUUAACGUUGCUGGGAAUCUUAAGGUUGCUGUUGCUGUCCUUGUUUCUUGGCUGAUAUUUAGGAACCCAAUUUCAUAUUUUAAUGCCGUUGGGUGUGCCGUGACUCUUGUGGGUUGUACAUUCUAUGGUUAUGUCAGGCACUUGCUCUCCCAACAGCCACCCGUUCCAGGAACUCCUCGGACACCAAGGACCCCUCGGAGUAAGAUGGAGUUGCUUCCACUUGUAAAUGAUAAAUUAGAAAACAAGUUCUAAUAGUAAUUGGUUUAGCUACAUAUAUGAGGUUUCUUCUGUCAUUUGGAAGACAGAUAUAGCAAUAGGUCUAAAAAUAUGAAAGUGACUUUGGUUAUUUAUUAUUGUGUUAGAAUACCCCAAAAAUAUUUAAUACAAGAGUCUUUCUUGUUUCUUUA
Molecule: messenger RNA, 1566 nt
Organism: Vicia villosa (hairy vetch)
Lineage: Eukaryota; Viridiplantae; Streptophyta; Magnoliopsida; Fabales; Fabaceae
Product: adenylate kinase 4-like
Exons: 5
Coding region: 259-666 (135 amino acids)
Biological process (GO): transcription initiation at RNA polymerase II promoter
Cellular component (GO): transcription factor TFIID complex
Molecular function (GO): chromatin binding; transcription cis-regulatory region binding; RNA polymerase II general transcription initiation factor activity
Source: RefSeq, a predicted model, not a curated record